AUGAGGAGAGUUUUGUUGCAUGAGUCACUAACAUAUACCGUAUGUCAACAGGUUGCGUGGGAGGAGCACCAGCGUCAGCCUCAGGAUCGCUCCAAGAUCCUGGAGCUGCGCAGUCUACUCAGCGGCCUGCGCUCCAUAGACGCCCAGCAGAAGCAGCUGGUGCAGCAGCUACGAUACAAGAGGUUAUAUGAGCGCCAGCAGGGGGACUGUCAGGCCUCCUCUCUCCCUACCUCCCCACAGGCCUCAUCUCUCUGCUCCUCCCCCCAGGCUUCUUCCCCAUGUUCCUCAGCCUCUACUGAACUCAGGAACAUCCUCGACCACGGCCCCGCCUCUCCCAGACUCUGCUCCUCUUCCCCACACUCCCCCGAGCUUGGGGAGUGUACUCCCCCCGCUGCUCACAAGCCCCGCAAGAGACGCCGCCCCUCCCCCCCGGGCUUCCUGGAGCCCGACAACCUCUACUUGUGGGACGCCGAGCUGCCCCAAGAUGGGGAGAUGGGGGAGGGGGCCGAUUUCCCCCAGGAUGGGGAUGUGUGGGAGGGGACCACAGACACCACAGUGCAAGCCCCCGCAGGGGAGCAGGAGUCCCCCAGUGCUGGGGAGGACAGAUGCGUGCCGGAGCAGCCGUGGGGCGUGGUCACCCAGGAGGAGUUCCUUCAAAACUUCGAGAUGCUGUCAGCGCGCCACCUGCAGGAGGUGCUGCACAAGCGCGCCCUCCGUCAGCAGGCCAACGCCCGCCGCCUCUUCUUCGCCCCCAGCCCCGCCGACCGCCGUGACACCGUGAGUGGUGGGCGCCGUGAGUGGUGGGCGCCCAUCACCACUCACCUGCCAUGUCUCGCCACAGAAGACAUCAACGCCACAUCAACGCGCCAGUGUGGCGGGUGUGGCGAGUGGUACCAUCCUGGCUGUGGCUCCGUGCCCUCAUCCGGUGUAACGGGAGCCGUAGCGAGUUUGUGGGGCGAUGAGGAGUGGCUGUGUGGCGUGUGCCAUGGCCGUGGCAUCAGAGCCAGUGUGGCACAUGAUGCCCUGCUGCUCAGGAGCCUGCGCCUCGCCAACGAGCGACGUGUGCGUGAUGGCAAGAGCGGCCACCGCAAGGCCGACGCCAGGGCGCGCAAGUCCGCCUCCGCUGCCGCCGCUCGUCGCCCUGCGGCGGCAGAGAAGAAAGCCACCGCCGUGGACGACGCCCCCCUGGACAUCCCCCAUGCUGCCCCCCAACCCCCUGACAUCCCUGCCCCCCUCACUCAGGACGCCCCCACCUCCAUGAAGACCAGAGGUAGCGCUAAUAGACGGCCUCCAGCCAAGUACCUGUCUCCUCCGUCUCAACCUCCGUCAACGUCCCUGUCAACCGCCAGACAGUUGAGGCCUGUCAAUCAGCUGACGCUGGCCACCAAGUCUGUCAAGGUCUGUCUCCCUGUCAAAAGAUCUGUCAACCAUCACGUCACCAGCAGCAGCAGCUGCAGUAACAACGCUGCGGUCAGCAAACGAACUUCCCACAAGGCGACGGUGAUCAACAGCAACGCUGCCGUUAACAAUAACAACAGCAAUAGCAGCGAUGUCAAUAACAGCAAUGGCCCUCGUAUUAACCUCACUAAAAUAACCACAGCAAACCUCCCCUCAUUAGUUCAACUCGCGUCGUGCAGUUAUAACCCCACGAAAGUUAAACCCACAACACAAAGUCCAACCAGAACCAACCCCACGUCUGUUAAUCCCACCAGAGUACACCUCGCAGCAGUUAACCCCUCCAAAACCAACCCCACAACACUUAACCCCUCUAGAGUUAACCCCACGGAAGGUUCCAGCAUUCCAGGCUCUAUAAUUAAAACUAAAACUGUGGCGGGCGCCAGAAAUAAAGGCGACGUUUCUCCCUCUGCAGCGGCCGCAGUCAAGGCCAAGGCGACGUUGUUGGCCACAAGAACUGUCAACAAAGACGCGAGCCUCGCCAAGGCCUUCAAGAAGAUUCUCCGCGAUAAAGGCGGCGCCUUAUAACACUCCUUUAAUUAGGCACAAUUAAGCGCUCUUAUUUAUGUAUAUAAAUCAGCUUGUAAGUCCCGCUCGUUCCUAAUAACUUUAAUACAUAAUUGUUAGCAAUGAACUUUUCCGUUAUCAAUUUUAUUGUUGUUAGUGGAGGCAAGACUUGUACAAGACCUUUGCAUUGGAAGCUCUCAUGCUCAGUGGACGUUAUCCGAGUCUUGAAGACUUGAUGAAGACAUCACGCUAUUGAUGUCUUGAAGACUUGAUGCAGACAUCACGAUAUUGAUGUCUUGAAGACUUGAUGCAGACAUCACGCUAUUGAUGUCUUGAAGACUUGAUGCAGACAUCGCGCUAUUGAUGUCUUGAAGACUUGAUGCAGACAUCGCGCUAUUGAUGUCUUGAAGACUUGAUGCAGACAUCGCGCUGUCCAUGUCUGCAGAGCGCCAAGAAGACAUCGCACGAAAUAUUAUGUACCUAUGCAUCAACAGUUCACCUUCAUUUAGUUGUCAAAUGCAGAUAAUUUGAAUUUGUUGCAAUUGUGCAUUAUAUCACCCGCCACCCUCACCUGUCACCUCUUACCCGUUUCCCGUCACCCGUCACCCCUCAUCCGUCUCCCCUCACCUGUCAUCAUUUACCCUUCA
This is a messenger RNA of Hyalella azteca, 2609 nucleotides long. RefSeq lists its product as uncharacterized. The record is from RefSeq and is a predicted model, not a curated record. The transcript has 9 exons. NCBI's taxonomy places the organism in Eukaryota, Metazoa, Arthropoda, Malacostraca, Amphipoda, Hyalellidae. The coding region runs from base 1 to 1983 and encodes 660 amino acids.